GAAAGUCAUCCGGUUCAGAAGACCCCAGUAUCAGAAAGUGUAAAAUCACCAGUUACUGUAGGACACAAACUCCAGGUCGACUGCUAAACCCAGAGGAUCACUUCUCUAGCAAGAAAUGUCUUGCCUGGUUUUACGAAUAUGCAGGGCUCGACAUUAACGCUUGUCCAGGACAAGUGGAUUUUUGAAGGGGCAAGUGAAAGAGAAUUUUUCUUGCCCAACCGGACAAGCAGACGGAUUAUAACGUCAAUAACAAAAAAUAACCAGCUAUAUUUGUGAUGGCCUUGGCCUGUGUCACUUAUUAGAAAGUUCAUAUAAUAAUUCUGCUGUUGAAAGUAAUCCAGAGCACCUAAUUUUAUAAUUCGCUAGUGAUCUAGUAACCGCUGCGCCCUGUUUGAUUGACAGGCAGCGUAUGUGUGUGUGCUGAACAUGCGCGUGUGUUCUGAAAGUGCUCACGCUAAUGCACACCUGAUCGAUCGGUCCAAUACAUUCCGCCAAAAUGCCCGUCUUGGUGAGGUAUUAAUGUAAACACAGAGAGUGAUGUCUGAAGUGAACAUAAACUGCAGAGGAAAAAAGCUGAUUUGUAUUAAAAUGUUGUAAAUGUAAGCUAACAUACCUGCUGCUGUCUGGUGUGUCGUUAUAAUAAUCAAACAUCCAUAACAAGAAAACGAGAAAACACUCACUGCUCUUGACUGGGUAUCUUCAGUAGCUUUAAAAAGUAUUAAUGUAUAUUCAUAUACAUCAUAUAUAAAUCAUAAAGUGAAGACCAGUAGUACUUUUGUUGCAUUUCAUUCUGAAUGUUUCCUUGAAUGCUUGAUGGCUGUUUAAAAAGAACAAAAUGUUCUUAAUUUGUAUUUUUUGUUCUAUUAUUUUUAAUCUUUCUAUUCAUUGCUGUUUUUCAUUGUUAUUUUAUUACUGACUGUUUAGUAGCCUUGAGUAAUUGCUGAGGAACUUGAAACUAUUCUCCAAUAAUUAACAAAUUAGUUAAUUGUUAUUAUUUGUUGUGGUUUUGAAGCUGGUAUUGAGAAUAGUCAAAUUUCACUACAUGCUAUUGAAAUUUUGGUAUUGUGAUAAUGUAUAGCCUUUAUUGUAAAUGGGAGAUCUUGCUGCAAAAACAUGUAAAUGCAGAUCUCAUUCCAUAGAGGUAUGAGCACCCCUGCUGUAAAUGAUGGGAUGGAGGCAUUUCUUUAUUUUACUACCAUACAUGACAUCAAAUAAGUAUCAUAUGCCAAUUGUCUCCUUCCCUACCCAGUGCAGUUUACAUUUCUGUCACAGAGAGUUUAGUUGAUUGCAUAGGUACACUAUUAGGUUGGGCAUCGGUCAUAAUUCUAGACAAAUAGACAACAUAAACUUUGAUAUGUUACUUGAGCAUGUAACUUAAAUAUCCUUUUUCUCUCCGGACAAGUAACUUUUUGUGAAUGACCAAUUUACUUGUUUGGAGGACAAACACAUGACAAUGCUCAAUGUUGAGCCCUGUAUUAACACACAAAUUAUUGUAUUGUUCUUGUACAUAUUGAAUACAUCAUUCAAACAUUCACAGUGUAGGUUGGAAAAAGUAUAUAAAUCCCUAGGCUUAUGAUGUAAACAAAAGCUAAUUAGAGUCAGGAGUUGGCAAACCUGGCAUCCAGUUAUUGAAACAAGAUUGUAGGUGUGGGUUAGAGCUACUUUGACUUAUAAAAAGCACUCAAACGAGUUUGCUAUUCACAAGAAGCAUCUGCUGAAGUGGACGAUGCCUGGCACAAAAGAGAUUUCAGAAGACCUACGAUCAAGAAUUGCUGGAAAAGAUGAUUUAGUACUGUGGUACUCUCCCUAGAUGUGGCUGUCCAGCCAAGAUGACUCAAAUGCACACCGCAGAAUGCUCAAUGAGAUAAAAAAUAACCCUAGAGUGACAGCUAAAGACUUUAAGGAAUCAUUGGAACUGGUUAACAUCUCUGUUCAUGAGUCUACUACGUGGAAAACAUUAAACAGGCAUGGUGUUCAUGGCAGGACACCAUGAAGGAAGGCGCUGCUUUAUAACAAAAAAAUGUCUGCAUGCCUGAAGUUUGUAAACGAUCACAUUGACAACCCCAAUAUUGGUGAUGUCAGCCAAAAAGGAAAUUUGUUUCAGAGGCCGAGCAAGUUAUUACAUUUGAAUGAACGGUUACGAAGACUAAAACAUUUUACUUUGUGACAACAUGAUGUUGACUAAGUUUUACGAAAAUAUAUUGCAUGAAGAUUUAUAUUUCCCAGACAUUUAAAGUGUGAUUCAAAUGUGUACAGGGUCAGAUGAUGUCGUUGGACCAGAGAGCAUGGAGAAGUUUUGUGAGGACUUCGGCGUGGAGCCAGAAAAUAUUGUAAUGUUAGUGUUAGCCUGGAAGCUUGAAGCAAUAAAUAUGGGAUUUUUCACUAAAGAAGAAUGGAUAAAGGGAAUGACCUCACUACAAUGUGACUGCACAGAGAGGUUACAAGGCAAAUUGGAUUAUUUGCGCUCUCAACUGAAUGACCCGGUUAUAUUUAAGAGCAUUUAUAGAUAUGCCUUUGACUUUGCCAGGGAUAAAGAUCAGCGCAGUCUUGAUAUGGACACGGCAAAAUCCAUGCUGGCGCUGCUCCUCGGACGGACGUGGUCCCUGUUCCCUGUCUUUCAUCAAUUUCUGGAGCAAUCAAAGUAUAAAGUAAUGAACAAGGAUCAGUGGUACAACGUCUUAGAAUUUAGCCGCACAGUUAACGCAGACCUCAGCAAUUACGAUGAAGAUGGAGCCUGGCCAGUGAUGCUGGAUGAGUUUGUGGAAUGGCAUAAGGUCAAAAUUGCAUUAUAGCACAACCAGAUGAUGAAUUAAAUACCCACGGACAAGUUUGAAGCACAUCAGAGUUUUUUUUUUUUUUUUCUUGUGCCCCAACGUGUCCGAAUGCAAAACAUCACUACCCACAGACUCUUACAGUGUUACUUAAAAAGCAAAAAGCACGGGGAAAAAAAUCACAAACCAAACAAAAGUGGAAAUAUUUUUUAUAUGUAUUUGUUGUUAUAUUUGCCAGUGUUGUAUGAUUUUUCUGAGAGCGAGAUGGGCUGUUUGUAGGUUUUGGUCGCUUUCAUAAUUUUAUUUUAUUUUUUUUUCCACAAAGUUUUACUUUGUUUAUAGUGUUUUGAAAAGGAAAUAAAGCAGUUGUAUGUAAAUUGA
This is a messenger RNA of Xyrauchen texanus (razorback sucker), 3152 nucleotides long. RefSeq names its product DCN1, defective in cullin neddylation 1, domain containing 5 (S. cerevisiae) (gene dcun1d5). Gene Ontology annotation, biological process: positive regulation of ubiquitin-protein transferase activity; protein neddylation. The transcript has 8 exons. Gene Ontology annotation, cellular component: ubiquitin ligase complex. Gene Ontology annotation, molecular function: ubiquitin conjugating enzyme binding; cullin family protein binding; ubiquitin-like protein binding. Bases 2247 to 2792 code for a protein of 181 amino acids. Lineage: Eukaryota; Metazoa; Chordata; Actinopteri; Cypriniformes; Catostomidae. The record is from RefSeq and is a predicted model, not a curated record.